Molecule: messenger RNA, 1407 nt
Organism: Anisakis simplex (herring worm)
Lineage: Eukaryota; Metazoa; Nematoda; Chromadorea; Rhabditida; Anisakidae
Source: the annotation of a GenBank genome assembly
AUGACAUUUUUAACAUUUCAGACGGAUCAUGAAACGGAUGUGAGUAUCACCUAUGCGAAACUGCGUGAUGACUCGUUUAGAUUCGCUAAUUGGCUGGAAAAUCACGGUGCUCGGAAAGGUGACAUAAUAUGCGUGAUGCUUGCGAAUUGUUCGGAAUACGCGAUUGCUUUUCUUGGUGCAGCUCUUGUUGGCAGUGCAAUAUCAGGCAUAAGUCCUGAAUCAACGCAAGGUCCAGUUGCCUUUCAAGAUAAUCGUUUUGUAUAUCUCUAUGAAUUUUCAGCUGAAGUUAAGCAUUUUUUAUCAGUCACAAACGCAAAAUUCCUCGUUUCGGCAGCUGAACGCUACGAUGUUGCUACACUCUUCGAGGAUCGACUCACUGUGAUCAUUGUCGGCAAAGAAAUUGAUCAAGAUGGGCACGACUUUGCGACUGAAAUACGGCAAUCAAAAUUGGACUAUUCGAUCGAGGUUCAGCAUAAACUUUCAGUCGAUGAUACAUUGAUAACACCAUUUAGUAGCGGUACGACAGGACCACCGAAAUGUGUUCAGCUCACUCACCGUAACUACAACGCCUCAACUGCAAUUCUUCGAAAAGCUCUUUUCGACGAACUCUCUGGUGGACUGCGCCGUGUAACUGCUGCCGUACUACCAUUUUUUCAUGGAUCUGGCUUUUGGGCGCUGUGCUUCUGCCUUCUGGAAGGACACCGAGUUGUAACCUUAAAACACUUCCAUCCGAUGAUGAUGCUUCAAAUUAUUGACCAAUACAAGGUGGAUACGUUUAACGUGGUGCCAACAAUAAUCCGUUAUCUAUGUGAAUGCGGUGAGCAAUUCUCCAAAUGGGAUGUUUCAUCAAUGCGAACAGUUCUUUGUGGAAGUGCUGCACUUGGCAAACAAAUUAGUAGACGAUUCCUGAAUAAAUAUCCGAACGUAGAAAAUCUAGUUCAAGGCUAUGGUAUGACUGAAUUGGUCGUUCUUAGUCAUCUCACACCACUUGGCACUCCAUUUGAUGAUAAGUAUUUGGGUAGUUGCGGCAAGCUACUACCUGGAUUUGAGGCUAAAUUGAUCAGUGACGAAAACGGUGACGAGAUAAAAGAAUCAGGCAAAUGUGGUGAGCUUCUCGUGAGAUCCGAGGCUAUUAUGAAGGGAUAUCUGCGUGAUGAUGAUGCCACAAAAAAUGCCAUCGAUGCAGACAAUUGGCUGCAUACAGGUGAUUAUGUGUAUUACGACGAUGAAGGAUUUUACUAUAUUGUGGAUCGAAUUAAGGACUUGAUCAAAGUAAACGGUCUUCAAGUUUCACCUUCCGAGAUGGAAGAUUUAUUGAUGUCACAUCCAAAUAUCAAAGAUGCAGCAGUGACUGGUAUCGCUGAUGAACAUUUCGGAGAGGUGAAUAUCUUAGCAUCAUCAUGCUAA